Photinus pyralis (common eastern firefly) is the source of this 1729-nucleotide messenger RNA. RefSeq names its product lysozyme-like. The transcript has 4 exons. NCBI's taxonomy places the organism in Eukaryota, Metazoa, Arthropoda, Insecta, Coleoptera, Lampyridae. The record is from RefSeq and is a predicted model, not a curated record. Gene Ontology annotation, molecular function: lysozyme activity. Bases 1164 to 1613 code for a protein of 149 amino acids.
UUUCUAAAGUAGUUUCAGAAAAAAGAAAUUAUUUUAAUGAAAAUAAGAUUCAUGUGCCUCUUGGAUUCGGUUAGGAAACUUAAAUUCAGAAUUUAUUAUGUAAGUUCCAUUCUAGAUAACGAAAAUCUCUUUAUAAUUGUGUCAAAGGUGUAAAUUCCAGAUUUUCAAUUAUUGUAUGUAAACUACGAACUAAUAUUUUAUUUGCAACAGUAAAUUUGUGUCAUUUAGUUGAAUUAUUGCUUUAGUAAUAAAUAACGUGGUCACGCAUAUGUUUCGUAGUAGUUUGGGAAACGCGAUGUUUUUCAAUCGAUAUAAAAAUUUGUAUGUUGAAAGCUGUACUGCUCUAGAGGAAGCUGGAAAUUGAAAGCUGAUUUAAAUUUCUAUCAACGAUCUCAUUUCAAUUCAGUAUCAUUUUUUCCAUCAAGGUGCCUGAAGGAGGAAGCAGCCAGGUUUUUAAAUUUUCAGAUAAAAAACAGAGCAGCCCAAAUGUUACUGACCAAACGGUACCAGAACCAGUUAUUAUACAGUAGAGAGCUAGUAGCACCCUAAAAUUUUUCAAUAUAUAAUGUCCGGCCAAAUAAAUACGAUUAAGGGAUGGAGAAUCUUUCUUUUCAACCCCACUAUAUCACCUACACUUUUAUACAUUUAAAACAACAUUUUCAAACAUACAAUUAUAAAAAAAAUUAACUUUGUCAACGGAAUCUCCUAAGAGUGGUCGUGCGGUCGUCGUUUGAGUGCAGACCUCAACUCGAGCCUCAACUAUUUUAAAAUUAGGCUCUUCCUUUUGGCUUAAGACCUGAAUCGCAAUAAUGUGUACCUAUCCUAAUUUUAAAAAACAAACUAAGAUUCGUAUUUUCAUUUCCAAACUUCCCAUGUAUAGCAAUGCGACAUUUUUUACAACUUCGAUAUAUUGAAAGUGAGUAUUCCAAAGUUUCAAACUUAUCCCUUACCAGAGGAAAUAAAUAAUCAGUACACUCCGUUCAGUAGUUACAUAAGAUCGAAAUAACCGGAUCCAUGACACUCGUUGCCUUAAUUUAAUGAGAUAUAAUGGAAUUUCAAGGUUCUAUUGUACAUUGAAACGUUCCUUGUAUGAUGACUCAAAAAAAAAUUGGGUACACAAGUACGUCGAUUGUCUGUAGUUAAGUAGUUCUAACUAAUCAGGCAUGAAGAUUGUUCUAAUAGUGUGCUACAUGGUGAUCGUAUUUGGGCAAGAUUUAUUUGUAUCGAACUUAAAUAACGAAUGUUUAGAAUGUCUCUGCUAUGCUUCUACAAGGUGUAACCUAAGAAGUGGUUGUAAUGGUGGCUAUUGCGGGGCAUAUCAAAUUGGAUAUCACUACUGGAAGGAUGCUGGAAGUCCGACACUCCCCGGCAACCUUCCCUAUUUCGCUGGAGCUUUUGAGAGCUGCGCAUUGACGUUAUCGUGCGCUCGAAAUACUAUCAAACAGUAUAUUUCAAAGCAUGGAAAGGAUUGCAACGAGGAUGGUAUUACAAACUGUGAUGAAUAUGCGAUGAUUAAUUUUAAUGGAGCAUCGAAUUGUAACCAACCAUUAUCCAGUUUUUCGGGUCGGGAAUUUUGGCGUCGCUACAUCGACUGCAAAACUGCUCAAAUGUAAAUUGUUAUUUUUUAAUUGAAUCUGUAAAUACAAUCACGAGGAAAUUGUUCAAAGACUAAGUACUCGAUAUAAGUGCUGUCAGUAAAAUUAUUCAUUACAGUUCCCCUUUACACUAA